AUCAUCAUGCCUGAACCAGCUAAAUCCGCACCGAAGAAAGGAUCCAAGAAGGCCGUCACAAAGACCGCCGGUAAGGGAGGAAAGAAGCGCAGGAAGUCCAGGAAGGAGAGUUACGCUAUCUACGUGUAUAAAGUCCUGAAACAGGUUCAUCCUGACACCGGGAUCUCUUCCAAGGCGAUGGGAAUCAUGAACUCUUUCGUCAACGACAUCUUCGAGCGCAUCGGCGGUGAAGCGUCUCGUCUCGCUCACUACAACAAGCGCUCCACCAUCACAUCGAGAGAGAUCCAGACCGCCGUGCGUCUGCUGCUGCCCGGUGAACUGGCCAAACACGCCGUGUCUGAGGGCACAAAGGCCGUCACCAAAUACACCAGCUCCAAGUAAAAUAACAUCCUGUUUCUCAACCAACCCAAAGGCUCUUUUAAGAGCCACACAUCUUCUUGUUUAAAGAGUUUCUUACAGAAGGUGUUUGUAGUUAUAAAGGAAAUCUCGCGCGGUCACGGAUGUGGUUUAAUGACGGGAAACUAUUCUUUAAGAAUCAAGACUUUAAACACGAAUGCAUUUAAAAUACUGUCAUCUGAGUUUUGUAUCUUUAAAAGCUAUUGUGAUAUUGUGUGUGUGUGUAUAUGCAUGUGUUACUAUAUAUAUAUGUAUAUAUAUACAGGUGCAUCUCAAUAAAUUAGAAUGUCGUGGAAAAGUUCAUUUAUUUC
Molecule: messenger RNA, 707 nt
Organism: Myxocyprinus asiaticus (Chinese sucker)
Lineage: Eukaryota; Metazoa; Chordata; Actinopteri; Cypriniformes; Catostomidae
Product: histone H2B-like
Exons: 1
Coding region: 7-381 (124 amino acids)
Cellular component (GO): nucleosome
Molecular function (GO): DNA binding; structural constituent of chromatin; protein heterodimerization activity
Source: RefSeq, a predicted model, not a curated record